Molecule: messenger RNA, 5827 nt
Organism: Erinaceus europaeus (western European hedgehog)
Lineage: Eukaryota; Metazoa; Chordata; Mammalia; Eulipotyphla; Erinaceidae
Gene: NACAD
Product: NAC alpha domain containing
Exons: 7
Coding region: 676-5457 (1593 amino acids)
Biological process (GO): protein targeting to membrane
Cellular component (GO): nascent polypeptide-associated complex; cytoplasm
Source: RefSeq, a predicted model, not a curated record
CCCAAUCCCGGUGGUGAUCGGACACAAAGCUUGCACCCUUCCCCAGUACUGCCCGGCCUCAGGGUUGGGGCAGAGCACCAAGCAGCUAGGAUACCUUCCCUGCUGAGCUCAGGCCGCUCCAUCCUCAGUUGCCAGGGAGAUGGGAGGCGGUUGCCACGGAGACGGGAGUGCACAGAUCAGCCAAUCAGAGCGGAGCUGCGGCUCCAUUGGCCUCUGGGAUGGAGGCCUGGGCCCAAAACCGGCUGGGCUGGCCAGGGCGGGGAAGUGUAAAGCCACCCUGGUACCCCCCACCACCAACUCCUGACCCUGCACCUCUAGCUCUGGCAACGCCCCCCGUCUCUCGCUGGCUUGCCUUUAGGGGGCAGCGUGCCAGUGGGUUUGCCGCGGCUUCUUUCUUUAAUGGGAGGCCUGCGGCAGGCAAAGUGGGGAGGGCGCCAGCCACGCGGGCUUUGGUGGGGACAAGGUCGCCGCCCUCUUCCCUUAGCUGCGGUGCUGGUGGCGCCUGCGCACGCUCACUGGGGGCGCCUGGCAGGCGGGGCGUGACGUCACCGCUGACCCCACCCCGCCCCCCGCCCCUCCCCCUCCCAGCCCCGGCCGAGGGGCGGUGGCCACGCAGGCUCUAGUGGACAGACGUGCGGACAGGCGGAGAGCGAGGCACAGACGCACGGCUAGGCCAUGCCCGGGGAAGCUGCCCGCGCAGAGCUGCUGCUGCCGGAGGCGGGAGGUCCGGGGCCCCGCACAGACAUGUCCUGCGAUGCAGCUGCAGCCACGACCCUAAGAGGAGACCCACUGGAGCACUGCAUCCUGGCCCCCAGGCCCAGCCCCCUGGCUCUUGCCUUCCUCCCCAGCAAGCCAGGCACCCGGCCUCCUCCUGAGGGAGCCAGCUGGGACACAGGGCCGGGCAGCACUCCCCUGGCCUGGGCAGGCCCUGCAGAGGCUGUGCCCAGCCCAAGGGCCCCUCAGAUCCUGCCUGCUGAGGGUCUUCUGGCGGCCACCCUGGAGCCCCGGAUUGUGAUGGGCGAGGAGACGCACUGGGUCUCCAGACCAGCCAAGGCAGCCCUGGCCGAGCUCAGGGACCAGGAGGGGGGCCCCUCUAACCUGAGCUUGCCCCCUGAGUUAUAUUCUCAGGGUGCCUCUCCUGUGCCUUUCCCAGCCCUGGAGCCGGACUCCUAUUUUACACCUCCCUCCACGCCCUCUGAGGCCCAGCCCACCCCACUCCCAGGCCCCCAUGGGGAGGCCCAGGAUUCCCCUCCUACUUCACCCUCCGGCUCCUACUUCACAGCAGAUGGGGACAGCUGGACCUCCUCCCCAUCCUGCUCGCUGAGCCUGCUGGCCCCAGCUGAAGGGCUGGACAUGCCCUCAGGGUGGGGCUUCUCACCCACAGGGUCCGUGGCAGAGGAGUGGGAGCUGUCUGCCGAUGGGCCUCGGAGCACUCCCUCCCCUGACUCUAGCCUCUCAGCCGACAGCAGCUCCUCCUGGAGCCAGGAGGGCCACUUCUUUGACCUGGACUUCUUGGCUAAUGACCCCAUGAUCCCCGCUGCCCUCCUGCCCUUCCAGGGCAGCCUUAUCUUCCAAGUGGACACUGUAGAGGUGACUCCACGGCACCCAGAGCAGGAGGAAGAAGAGGAGGAGGAGGAAGAAGAGGAGGAGGAGGAAGAAGAGGAGGGGGAGGAAGAAGAGGAGGGGGAGGGUGGGCAGGAGGACAGCCGCCCUGUUGGAGGAGACCUAGCUGGGGAGGGCGAGGACGAUAGCACCUUUGCCUCUUCCCUGCAGUCGCUAUCAGACCUGUCCAUCACUGAGGGCAUGGACGAGGCCUUCGCCUUCCGGGAUGAUGCCUCGGCUGCCUCCUCAGACCCUGACUCUGCCUCUGCCUCCUACACAGGCGCAGAUGAUGAGAGGCUGUACAGUGGGGAGCCCCACGCCCAGCCAACCAGCCUACUUCCCAACAGCUGCGGGGAGGCCUCAGCCUGGGGCCUGGGCCUGGGUCAGGGGGCACCCAGCUGCACCCCUGAGAGUCCUGAGCCCAGUGCAAAGGUAACCAAGGUGGACCCCACUGCUGCUGAGGCCCCCGAGAGCUCCCAGGAAGCCCCAAGCCUCCCUGAAGUGAUCCCUCAGGCCUGGAAGGAAGAGACAGGUCCAGCUGGGGGACCCAAGCCUGAAGCCACAGCUGUACUUCAGACCCUAUUAGGCCAGGGGUCUCGGACAAAACUGGAAGAAGUGUGCUUCAAGCCAGACCUGGAUUUUCCAGAGGACCCGAAGGCAGAAGCAUGCACAGGGCCUGAGCCCCUGCUGGGAAAGAUAGACCUCAUGGGACUCCAGGCUGCCAGGGCCACACCCCUAGAGGAACCUUCCACUGCAGCCUCACAGAGAGACACAGGCUGCACCUCAGGGUCCCAGCUUGCAGCCCCUCUGGUCGCACAAGAAGAAGCAGGGGCUGAGGAUCCCAGAGGAGAACCCAUAGAGCGGGCUGAAGUCUGUGCCGGAGGAGGCUUGCAGUCUCUGGCGCUGGACCAGGCUCAACCAGGUGACCCAGAGUUGGCUGCAGAGGCAAACAAACCAGGGGCCUCAGGGGGAGCUGAAGGGCCCCCCGAGCCUGCCUCUGGUGAGCAGGAAGUAGCCUGGGGUCUGCUGGCGCCCAAGCAGGAAGCCUGCCCUACCAUCCAGGUACCCGGAGGUGAUGGCAAUGGAGCUGAGCCCCACUCAAAGCAGGCCCCAGGAGCCGAGAGCCAGGGCUGGGCAAUCCUACAGCCCCUGACCCAGAGUGCCAGGGAUGAGCCCCAGAGCUGCAGCCCAAAGGCACAUCCUACCCCCCACCCUGAGGUCAGCAACCCAGAUGUGACCCCUAUCCCCCACCCUGAGGUCAGCAGCCUAGAGGAGACCCCUACUCCCCACCCUAAGGUCAGCAGCCUAGAGGAAACCCCUACUCCUCACUCUGAUGUCAGCAUCCCAGAGGAGACCCCUACCCCUCACCCUGAGGUCAGCAGCCCAGAGGAGACCCCAACCCCCCGCCCUAACGUCAGCAGCCUAGAGAACCCCCCAGCCCCCCACCCUGAGAUCAGCAGCCUAGAAGAAACCCCUACCCCUCGCCCUGAGGUCAGCAGCCCAGAGGAGACCCCUACCCCUCACCCUGAGGUCAGUAGCCCAGAGGAAACCCCUACCCCUCUCUCUGAUGUCAGCAACCCAGAGGAGACCCCUACCGCCCACCCUGAGGUCAGCAGCCCAGAGACCCCUAUCCCCCGCCCUAACGUCAGCAGCCUAGAGAAACCCCCAGCCCCCCACCCUGAGGUCAGCAGCCUAGAAGAAACCCCUACCCCUCACCCUGAGGUCAGCAGCCCAGAGGAGAACCCUACCCCUCACCCUGAGGUCAGCAGCCCAGAGGAAACCCCUACCCCUCACUCUGAUGUCAGCAACCCAGAGGAGACCCCUACCCCCCACCCUAACGUCAGCAGCCUAGAGAAACCCCCAGCCCCCCACCCUGAGGUCAGCAGCCUAGAAGAAACCCCUACCCCUCACCCUGAGGUCAGCAGCCCAGAGGAGAACCCUACCCCUCACCCUGAGGUCAGCAGCCCAGAGGAGACCCCUACCCUCUGCCCUAAGGUCAGCAGCCUAGAGAACCCCGCAGCCCCCUAUGCUGGGGUCAGCAACCUAGAGGAGACCCCUACCCCCAACCCUGAGGUCAGCAGCCUAGAGAACCCCCCAGCCCCCCACCCUGAGGUCAGCAACCCAGAGGAAACCCCUACCCCUCACUCUGAGGUCUGCAGCCCAGAGGAAACCCCUACCCCUCACCCUGAGGUCAGCAGCCCAGAGGAGACCCCUACCCCCCACCCAGAGAUCAGCAGCCUAGAGAACCCCCCAGCCCCCCACCCUGAGGUCAGCAACCCAGAGGAAACCCCUACCCCUCACUCUGAGGUCUGCAGCCCAGAGGAAACCCCUACCCCUCACCCUGAAGUCAGCAGCCCAGAGGAGACCCCUACCCCCCACCCAGAGAUCAGCAGCCUAGAAAACCCCCCAGCCCCCCAGCCCGAGGUCAGCAGCCCAAAAGAACCCCCUGACCCUCAACCAGAGGGCCCCCAUGCAGUCAGGCAGGCACAGCACCCCAGCCCAGCAAAGGACAAGGCCACCCUGGGGCCCAGGCUUCCUGAAGCAGCCACCUCUGAGACUUGCCCAUAUCCCUCCCCAGAGCCACUCAGGGCUAUUCCCACAUUAAGCAAGGGCUGCCCAAGUGAGACUGCCCCCCCAUCUCCACUGCCCACCCAGAAUCCGGGGCCUUUGCUAGACCCAGGCUGCACAAAGGGGGCCCAGGAUGCACCCAAGCGCCUCAGCCUCUCCCCACCACUGCCCCCAGAUAGCCCACAGCUCUCUGCUCCUGGGGUCCCCACAGGAGCAGCCCUGCCCCCCAAAAUGCCCCCUGCACCCCCAGUUUGCCAGAGCCCCCAGGAAGACUUGGAGGGUGAGGAGCCCCAGGGCUCACUUGGGGCAGGGGCCCAGCAGACUAAAGCCGCCUCCUCAGGAACCUCGAGGUCCCCCAGGGCCAGGCCACAGGGCAACAUCCCCCCUACCCCCCCGCUCCUCAGCCUCAAGACGGCCUCCCUGGGGGACCCCCAUGCCAAAGACUCAGCCCCUCGCAUCUCAGCCCGUCAAGUGCCUCCUGGCUCUGGGCCCCAGAGCCCAGCCAGCCCUUGCAGGCCCUCUGCCACGCAGCAACUGGAUGAGGACAGCCUGGAGGAAGACUCCCCACAGGCCCCAGCCUCAGGCCAGCACUCAGACAGCCAUGGGGACUCAUCAGCAGAGCUGGAGGAGCAGGAUCUAUCGGGCUCACAGACGGCACGGUGCCCAUCCCAGGCCCCAGCAGGCAGCAGUGGCAUCAGCGAGGAGACCAUGGCCAAAGCAAAGCAGAGCCGCAGUGAGAAGAAGGCCCGCAAGGUAGGCAGGAGGGCUGGGUGGCAGCUGAGGGCUCCUGUGGCACCCGAAACAAGUGGGCAGGUGGAGGGUUCCCAUGGGCCUACUGACGCUCCAUGCCCCCAGGCCAUGUCCAAGCUGGGCCUGCGGCAGAUCCAAGGCGUAACCAGAAUCACCAUCCAGAAGUCCAAGAACAUCCUGUUUGUCAUCAGCAAGCCUGAUGUCUUCAAGAGCCCAGCCUCAGACACCUAUGUAGUGUUUGGGGAGGCCAAGAUCGAGGACCUGUCCCAGCAAGCACACCGAGCUGCAGCUGAGAAAUUCAAGGUGCCUGCAGAGCCCUCAAGCCUGGUCCCUGAGUCCACGCCAGGGCCCUGGGUAGGGCAUGAGUGUGAGGAGGAGGAAGAUGAGGAGGAGGAGAAGGUGGAUGAGGCCGGGCUGGAGCUGCGUGACAUUGAGCUAGUGAUGGCACAGGCCAGUGUGUCUCGGGCCAAGGCCGUGCGGGCCCUGAGAGAUAACCAGAGUGACAUCGUCAAUGCCAUCAUGGAGCUGACCAUGUAGCCUCAGGUGGGCGCUGCCCCUCACCCUGGCCCUGCUGCUCAGUGAAAGGUGUCAGCCAGCUGCCUGCCUGCCUGCCCUGCUGUUUCUGCAGGCUAUCCACAAGACAAGACAGGAUGUGGAAGCGACCCAAGCCCCCAGGGAUAGGGUGGGCCCUCCCUAUGUCCCUGAGGGCAGCCAUCUUUGAGCCCCGUCGAGCUGUGGUAUCUGAAUCCAGGACAAGGGAUCCAUCCUGUGGAUGCAGUUGCUUGGCCACUUGUGGGCCCAGGAGUGGGCUCAGGAUAACUAGGGCUGGAGAAGCCACCUGCUUAGGAGGACAUGCAGACAGUACCCCAAACUACUUAUUAUAAUAAUAACUAUUAUUGUUAUCAUG